AUGACUGCAGCAGUAACCAUUGAAUGCAUUGCAUCACCCAUUCCAAAUACUCUGAGGAAUCGCACAUCCCAUUCAUUACCAAAUCAAUCUACUCGUUCAGCUACAGGCAGCUUCACAGAAACAACUACUCGAAUAUCAGACCGACUUGCACGAGCUCAGCAGCUUGCAGCUCAGGAAGUUGCAGUAUUAAAGGCAUCCACUCAAUCAGUUCUGCUACGAGCUAUUAUAUCCGAUAAGAUCCAAAAAGCAUCUUCCAAAUCUGCCUCGAGCCCGUUUGUUCAGAGUCAUCAACUAUCCACUUUUGCGUGCAGUCCAUCAUUGUCCAAAUCUACCGAAUCAGUCCGAGUAUCUGACAAGGAGGAUGUUGUAGCAACUGAUAGCAAAAACCCUGUUUCAUACGGAAUUAGUAAACAGUUUCAGCCAGUUACUUCUCUUGGACGACCUAUCCAUACUAUCAAAACCCCAAAGUCAGCAUGGGCUAUUUCUACUCCAACUGCUCGUUCCGCUACUCCUGUUCGAGUUUCUAGUCCUAGAAAGUCACCAGCACACCAGUCGACUCCCCAUUCUCCAAAAAUUAAACUUCAAAACACCAGUAUAUCACCAUCCAACGCUCCACUUUUUACAAAAAAAAAGGCAGUGUAUUUAAAGAAUGCUAGUCAACCUAAUGAAAGCAGUGUCCGGUUUACUCAAUCACUGUCAAAUCCACUUUUGACCAAGAAACAGCCAGCACAUACUAAACCAACAAAAAAAGAGUUUCGGUUGCCUGUAUCCCAAUCUGCACCUAUGGUAACACGAUCUGGGUUGCGAAUCAAAACAGGAAAGGCUAGUAUUGACGAGAUGAGUCAUAUGCGUCGUGAUAUGGAUAUUCGUCUUAUAAACACAUACAAUAAAUACAUCAAAGCACUAGAUACUCAGACUGUGGCGGCAUCUGCAAGAUCGCAUCAUUCUAAAUCCAACAGGAACCUUAAAUUGGCUAGCACAGUGUCGCAAACUACCAACAGUCAGUCUUUGAUAAAUAAUAAGCACGCACAUACUACUGCUUCAUCUCAAAAAUCCAAAGUAAUCCCAACUACAAAUGUAUCUAAAUUGCCUCGAAAAGUAUCGUCAAACUCAUCCGAAAAUCGGAUGGGUUCAGCUAAAUCCAAGUCAGACCAUAUGAGUCCCAAACACAAACUUUCUGCUCACCCUAUUGCUCAUUCGCCUGAUGUAAAUACCACGUCAACAUUGUUACACUCUUUAGAGCCUCUUGCUAAAAAAAAUAUACCUUUUGACAUGGACCGGUUGCUUGAGCUAAUUCCAGAAGCUCUCAUGGUGCGUAUGACUGCACUUGUUGCUUCAAAAAUUGAUCCACUGCUUGAAAGCGCUCAACAGAAAUUGAACUCUUCUGCCGAUAAACUCGAGAUGCAAGUACAAGAUGCUAUGAAAACCACACGAGCUCAAUCGCCUAAACCAAUCGUAUCUAAUUCUGCUUCCUCGCCACAGCCACCAGUGCUACAGAAUCAGACAGAUGUGAUUGGUUCUACAAAAGAGUUUUCUAGUGUAGAUGCACAAUUGGAUCAUAGUAGCAAAAGUGAUGCAUUAUUUUCUCAAACACGCUAUACUGAAGGUGAUGUGAUUCAUGUUGCUUCGACACCUCCAUUUCUUCCAGAACCAGCUUUGCAACCGCCUCCAAUUCAAACAUCUUUGCAUUCCACAUCAAAUCAUACUUUGGAAACAACAGUAUCUAAUACCAAAUCGCCUCAAAGUGCAUUUCCAGUCCCAUUUUCAAACCAAAACAUUGCACCAAACGAUUUGGAAAAUCUAGUCGAGACUUGCCAGAUAUAUACCAGUGAAUCCAAAACAAAAAUCUCGACAGACUUUGAAGCCAUUGUGAUUGAGAAACCAUCGGCAUAUGAAAUGGCAAAAAGGCAUAUUUUAAAAGACAUGGCACUUGCCAGCAAAAAUAAGGAGCAAGAUGAUACUAUAGAUCAGUCAUUGCAAACACUUGUGCUACCACAGUCAGUUGUGACAAGAAUUGAGCUUGGGCGAGCUAGAAGAAUGAGACAUCUUGCUGCUCAUAUGGAAUGUGCGGUUAUAUCUUUGGUUGAAACAGGUCGUUCUGUUAAAGGGCCGUGGGACUCUAUUGAAAGAAUCACGACAGAGUGUGUGGACGAGGUUUUUGAAUCUGUCUGUAAUGAUAUCCAAGAGUUUGUCAACCUAUAUAUCGACAUGAUUGCUGCCGACGAAUUCGACAAUCCACCUCUAGAUUCGCCAGGCAUUCAAGUCAUUUAAUAUCUAUAGUUUCAGAUAUCAUUUCGCUCGUUCGUGAUCAGGGAUAACUCAUUGGUAUUGAAUCAGACAUCAAGAAACUUGCCAAAGAUGUUGAAAAAAUUAAAUAGUUUGGCGUUUUAUAAUAGAAAGUCAUUUAAUUGUGCAAUUAG
Molecule: messenger RNA, 2420 nt
Organism: Batrachochytrium dendrobatidis JAM81
Lineage: Eukaryota; Fungi; Chytridiomycota; Chytridiomycetes; Rhizophydiales
Exons: 3
Coding region: 1-2271 (756 amino acids)
Source: RefSeq, a predicted model, not a curated record